GCUGGACCUGCGAUGCCGUCCGUCCGCAGGCACUGGCAGGAUCUGGGCUACCUGAUCCUGUACAUCACGGGGCGGCCGGACAUGCAGAAGCAGCGGGUGGUGUCCUGGCUGUGCCAGCACAACUUUCCACAGGGCAUGAUCUUCUUCUCCGACGGGCUGGUGCACGACCCCCUGCGGCAGAAGGCCAUCUUCCUCCGCAACCUCGUGCAGGAGUGUUUCAUCAGAAUCAGCGCGGCCUACGGCUCCACUAAGGACAUCUCCGUGUACAGUGUGCUGGGUCUGCUGCCCUCCCAGAUCUUCAUCGUGGGCCGGCCCACCAAGAAGUACCAGGCCCAGUGCCAGGUGGGGGCGCCGGGCCGGGUGGGGGCGGCGUGGGCGGGGUCUGCCGUCCAUUCAGUCGUUUUUGUUCAUUCCUUCAUUUGCCCACUCACUCAUCUGUUCAUCCGUUCACUCGCCGUUUCCACGUGCACCAUGGGCAUCGGUCCUGGGCCAGGCCCUGGUGCCGUCGGAUGUCCCAUCAUCCAGGCGGCAGUGCCCGUGGCAAGAGGCCUAAUGGAUGAUGGGGGGCACGGGGUCGUGACCCCCCCCCCCCGGGGAGGAACAGAGACGAUGGGGGCAAGGCUGCUUUGGGGGGUUCGAGGGAAUUGUCCAGGGGGCUUGAGGUGGGAGGAGCAUUUGUGACAGAGGUCGCCGCAAAAGUGAAGGUCAGGAGGUGACGGAGCAGGUGUCCCCCCCCGGGCGGGAGCAGGAGAGGGGGGCCCGCAGUGCCUGGCAGCCUCGGCGGGCUGGGACUUGGGGGGUGAGUCGUGAUUCCUGCGGUCCCCAGGCUGCAGGGGGAAGGCCCGUCAGAGGAAGGGGGCAGGGAAGCAAGGGGAGGCGGUGGCCGGCGGGAAGGUGAAGGGCCCCAGAGUCACUUCGGAGACAGGACUGAGGGACUGGACUUGGAAAUGAACGGGUCAGAGGUGUGGGCUGAGCGGGAGCGAAGGCCAGGGGUGGCGCCUGGUUUCUGGGAGCGCGAUCAGCUCAGGGGUGCCGUUCGGGGGACUGAGAGCAGGUUGGAGAAGGAGGGGUGGGGGGGGAGGUGACGACCCCUUUGGGGGCGUGCUGAGUGCGGGGCGUGGGAGCCACCGGCAGGUGCAGACGGGAGACACUGAUGCAUACACGUGGCCCCCGGGGGCUUGCGUGCGUGCAG
This is a messenger RNA of Herpailurus yagouaroundi (jaguarundi), 1192 nucleotides long. Its product is annotated as membrane-associated phosphatidylinositol transfer protein 3-like. Gene Ontology annotation, molecular function: phosphatidylcholine intramembrane carrier activity; phosphatidylinositol binding; phosphatidylcholine binding. The transcript is spliced from 2 exons. The record is from RefSeq and is a predicted model, not a curated record. Gene Ontology annotation, cellular component: cytoplasm. Gene Ontology annotation, biological process: phospholipid transport. Lineage: Eukaryota; Metazoa; Chordata; Mammalia; Carnivora; Felidae. Bases 13 to 681 code for a protein of 222 amino acids.